Aricia agestis (brown argus) is the source of this 1371-nucleotide messenger RNA. RefSeq lists its product as uncharacterized. Gene Ontology annotation, biological process: proteolysis. Gene Ontology annotation, molecular function: serine-type endopeptidase activity. The record is from RefSeq and is a predicted model, not a curated record. Bases 1 to 1371 code for a protein of 456 amino acids. Lineage: Eukaryota; Metazoa; Arthropoda; Insecta; Lepidoptera; Lycaenidae. The transcript has 10 exons.
AUGACUCGUUUGGGAGUAACAAUAAUUGUUACAAUUCUGCUCUUCGUCUUAUUUUCGAUCAGUGAUUCUGAGAUUCGGGAUUUUUCGAAUUGUCACGACAAUUUUGACUUGAAACCUAAAGAUGGGAUUUUAAAGGAGCACACGUUCACCUGGCUGGGUUUCGUUCAAUAUCUGCAUGUUACUACAGGCCUUCCGCACCACAGCAAGGCCCCACGAGUCGUUCUAAUUCACAAACAAUAUACGUUGGCUGUUGCUACAGACAUGUUAGUUUUGCCAAGAAACUAUAACCUUGGGAAGGUGAUAUUCGGAGACUACGAGCAGGAGGAGUUAUCGUGCAACCUCACCUACAGCCAGGUGAAGAUGGGCGAGCGGUGCCCUCGGGCGUACCUGGAGAUCCCCGUCAUCAGCAUUGUACCGCAUCCAGAGUACACCAGAUUUGGCGUUGGGAACAGUUUGGCCAUAGUGAAGCUCCUUAGCCCUAUAAAAUCAGAAUACAUGAUACCAGUAUGCUUGCCAAGUGUAACCGAACGUGAGAGGAAAAAGAAACAAAGAUAUGUAUUUAUGAUCGAUUAUAUAAAUUUGGUGCCACGAGAUUUUGACAACGAAAAGAUGGGUAAGAAAACUUUGAAAAUGUAUACUCAUAAAGAGUGCAGGCGACUUCGCAUGCGCAGUAAACUAGGAAGCGAAGGAGUUACCCACGUGUUAUGCAGCUCCGGGUGUGGAGUGCGUCCAGGGUCUCCCAUCAUCAGCCACACAUUCGAGGGAACCUUCGAGGUGUUGGGGCUGGCUGCAGGUGGUGGUCCCUGUACCAGGAGAUCCAUGAGGAACCGUCUAAACAGAGAACCUCCUCUCUACGUCGAUGUAUACCCGUACACCUCCUGGAUCAUCAACUACAUCACCGCUCAGAUUCUCCCCAGGCCGUAUCCUGACAACUUCGUCCUAGCUGAUCACGGCACGCGUAUGGGAAUAAACCGUGAGUACCUCCGUACUCGACGGAAGCAGCAGCAGGGAUGGCGGGCGCGGACCUACGUGACGGGGGACCACUGCUUCAAGAGCAUCAAGAAACAGAGGAGAGCCACACUGUUCUACUCCGAGAAGUUCGAAGUCAACGGAAACACUGCUUCCAAAUUGAAUAUUAUAAUGUCGAUAUCAGCUGGCAUCGAAACCACCAUAGUCUGCGUGCGUAUGCUUCUACCUAAUCGCUUAGUUGUACCCACGAUUCUUGGUGUGGGCGGAUACAACAUCACAGUCUCAUUAUACAGCAAAUGGUUCCCAACCAAAUACUACUUUUCCCUUGGACUGUACGGCAAGAAUACUACUAAUAGGGACUACUUGAAAUGGUACGAAGAAAGAAAGCCAGGCUUCUGGUAA